AUGGCAACACUAUCACCCGAAAUACUUGCUCGCUUUGAAAACAUAAAUAAGCGUCAACUAGAGCUAGAAACAAAAGUUACGCAGCUUAAGAAUGUAAUUACUUUAACAACUCAACAAGAGUUGUAUACAGAAAUUAGGGAUGGUGUUAAGGAGCUUGAAAAAUGGAUAGAGGACAUCAAACAAACAGCGGAGGAACAAGAGCGCGUAAAAGAUAAACAAACUAUUUUACAUAGGUUACAGAGAAACGAAGAGCAAUACAAGCAGUUACAAGCUUCAAUUAGACGAGCUGUUUUAACUUCUAAGCAAAAUAUUGAAAGAGAGGCGAAAAUAGAACGUGAAAUGUUAUUGGGUCGUGUAGAUGGACGAAAUACAUUUGCCUUUGAGAUGCGAAGACGUAAUCUCACAUCAGAAGAUGCAUUAUUGCAUUCUGCCAGUGAUGUUACAGAUGCACUACGACGCACUACCCAAUUGAUGCAACAAGAAAUUGAACGAAGCGCUUAUUCAGCAAAAGUACUUGAUGAGUCAUCUCGCGCGCUUAAAUCUACUUACAGUGAAUAUCGAGGGUUUUCAUCAGUUUUACGCGGAUCCAAACAAUUAAUUACCAAAUUAGAACAGAUUGAUUGGACUGAUAGGCUACUCAUUCUAUUUGGUUUAUUG
Molecule: messenger RNA, 657 nt
Organism: Dentiscutata erythropus
Lineage: Eukaryota; Fungi; Glomeromycota; Glomeromycetes; Diversisporales; Gigasporaceae
Source: the annotation of a GenBank genome assembly